GAUGCUUACAACCAGACCACCGAUGGCGUGCUGAAGGCGAUGCACCAGAUGAGAAGUCUCGAAGAUUACGUGAAGGAUUUGCCUGUUGACGCAGAACUCAUCGCAAAGGGGAAGAGGGAAUCGGACCUGUACAAGGACCAGAUCGCCGACUACAUCUAUCCGGUCAUGGUCAGUGCCCAGGAGUUCCAGGAGACUGCCUGUCCAGCAUUGUUUCGCGAGGGCAGACGGGUGCUGACGCGCCUCUUGCACUUCGCCGCUGACGGACGUGAGAACGGCCCGUCCUUCCAGAAGAUGUUUCCAGUCCUUUUCGUUGCACCAUCUGGCUCGCGAGCGAUCCCACUGCACCAGCAUGGGCCAUACAAC
This is a messenger RNA of Symbiodinium pilosum, 363 nucleotides long. NCBI's taxonomy places the organism in Eukaryota, Dinophyceae, Suessiales, Symbiodiniaceae. The record is from the annotation of a GenBank genome assembly.